AUGUGCAAUCGAUACGUUAAACUUUACCAAUAUAAAUACGAUGAAUUUCGUAGUACCUACCAAUACUAUAUUGAUUCGUAUAAUGCGUUGUAUCAGCUAAAAACGGCAAACAUAGAAGAGUUAAACUCGAUUUACAAAAUGAUCAAAGCAGAAUUGAUUGAUUCAAAGAAACAUCUUCCCAAAAAUGUAAUAAGAGACAUUUUAAAUAUCAUUCCGUAUAAUAAUGGCUAUGCAAAAUCAUAUUUAUCUCUUGCCAAAUUUAUAUCUGAUGAUUAUCAUGUCAAUGAGGUAGAAAAUGUUGAACCUAUUUCAAACUUUUUGUUUUAUAAAGAAUAUGGAAUGAAAUUAGACAAGUCUGGUAAUUUCCAAAAAUUUGAAUCUGAAAAUCUCGAUAUUCAUUCAAAAGAUACAAUUUACAAGGCAUUAAUGAAUAACGACAAAGAAGUAUUCAUCUCGUUCACUGAAAAAAGAGGCUUUAAUAAAGAUCAAACACUUAAAAGCAGUUUAUAUCCGGAUUCUAAUUUAAAAUAUUCAUUACUUGAAUUAUGUUGUUACCGCGGAGCAAUUGAUUGUUUCAAGUUUUUACGAACAAAAUUCGACUCAAAAAUAAUUCUAAAAUGUCUAGAAUUUUCAUUUUUGAGUGGAAAUCCAGAAAUCAUGAGUGAAUGUUUAAAGUAUAUAAAACCACAUUUUUCUUGCAUGAAAUAUGCAAUUAUUUCACAUAACAUUGAUUUUGUUACAUUCUUGAUGAAUGAGUACAAUUUAAUUCUCUUGAUAUCUGAAUGCGGAUAUCAUAAUAACCUUGAUGUAUUAUUAGUUUAUUUUGAUAAAACUCAUGAUGUAAGCUAA
Trichomonas vaginalis G3 is the source of this 849-nucleotide messenger RNA. RefSeq names its product protein of unknown function (DUF3447). NCBI's taxonomy places the organism in Eukaryota, Parabasalia, Trichomonadida, Trichomonadidae. Bases 1 to 849 code for a protein of 282 amino acids. The record is from RefSeq and is a predicted model, not a curated record. The transcript has a single exon.